This is a messenger RNA of Pleurotus ostreatus (oyster mushroom), 1359 nucleotides long. RefSeq lists its product as uncharacterized. The record is from RefSeq and is a predicted model, not a curated record. The coding region runs from base 1 to 1359 and encodes 452 amino acids. The transcript has 2 exons. NCBI's taxonomy places the organism in Eukaryota, Fungi, Basidiomycota, Agaricomycetes, Agaricales, Pleurotaceae.
AUGCAUAUGGCGGAUGACACCCCUCGACCUUACAAUUCCGUCGAAAUCCAAAGCGCAAUAACUGCAGCUCAAGACAGAGCCGCUACCGUACCGCUUGAUAAUUACGACGCCGUCACAGUGUCUGAGGACACCCGUCUGCUAUUCGCACCUAGCGAACAUGACUCUGCGGUGGACAUUCUGCCAUUUAAACGGUCUUCUAUGAUAUUGGACUUUGUGGCACAGCCUGUGGCCGACACGACAGACGAAGCCACACCCAAACCAAGUAUCGAUAUCCCGACGUUUGAAUUCUCCGACUUCAGCGCUGAUCUAACGUUGUCACCUACAUCGUCGACCACCCCGUCCCUAUCAUCUGACCCCCCGCGUCCUGAUUCACCCUCUUCGACAUCGAACGCUAUUCCAUCCACAGGUGCUUCUGCUACCACGCCUGAGCGAACAUCCAAGGAACUCCCUUCGACCCAAUUAUCUCCGGUCAAGGCUGCGACAUUGAUGAGAAGCUCUUGGCCCCUCAUCAAGUAUGUGGGACGAGGUACCCCCAUCGACCGAACUCGAAGAAGUCAAUGGGGAGGGUCAAUUGACUACGAUAACGUUGGCGAAGACGGCGUGUUAUACUCGACGACCGUUCGCUCGUCCUCUCUCGAUUCUGCUGCCCAAUCAUCUACGCGCUCGGUUUCUCCGGAGUGGAAUCUAGUCUCGGUCACAUCAUCUCAGCGCUCUCAGAAUUUGCCUCCCCUGCAAUUAAUGAUGGGGGAAGAAGUAGAAGCUCGCGGGCCACUAACAGAUCAUCUGGGGAUUUCUGACCGCUUAGAAGCAAAGCCUAAGGAAUGGUCUGAUUUCAUGCAGGGGCUGCUCGAGUCCACUGCGGCGGCCUCGGCUUCAUCAGAAAUCGACUUGUCACAAUUGCAAGCCUCUACUAGUAGUCUCAUGAUUGAAGAAACGCCAGCGGGGGCAGAUAUAGGUGAAACCUCGCCCGAUGAACAGGAUGCUAGGGAUGCGACAGAAACUCCAACGGCGCGACCAUCUGAGGAAGGGACCGACGACGAACUCAAGAUGGAUCUGGGAUCAACUACGGCGCUGGAUCUAAGCCUGAGCGUAGGCCCCAAUACAAAUCACUUCCCCGUUCCCGAGUAUGCGUCAGGUCGAAUGUCACCGUCCGUUUAUUCCACAGCACCUCCAACUCCUUGCGCCUCCCGCCCCGCAUCCUCUAUCAGCCGCCAUUCUUCCUGUUCUUCGUCAUCCAGCACCAAUACAGCAAUGUCUCGUUAUUCUCAUCGACCCGGGCCACCCUGGUGGAGAAAGUUCCUCAGCAGAGUCGAACAACUCCGGAAACUUCGACGGAUGUUACGCUCGCUCAAACACUAG